Molecule: messenger RNA, 890 nt
Organism: Hyposmocoma kahamanoa
Lineage: Eukaryota; Metazoa; Arthropoda; Insecta; Lepidoptera; Cosmopterigidae
Exons: 6
Coding region: 1-849 (282 amino acids)
Cellular component (GO): membrane
Molecular function (GO): nucleic acid binding; phosphatidylinositol bisphosphate binding
Source: RefSeq, a predicted model, not a curated record
AUGACGGAUCCGUUAGAACAGAGGUACGCAGUGAAAUUUUGUGUUCUACUCGGCAAAAAUACUGUGGAAACCAACGAGAUGAUUAAACAGGCCUUCAAGGACAAAGCCUUGUCCGAAUCCUCGGUCAGGAAGUGGCACAAGAUGUUCCGUGACGGAAGGGAAGAGGUGACCGACGAAGCCCGCUGCAUCAAGUCGAAGCUCAAAGGCAAGCAUUGGGGCACAAUUAAGGACAUCCAAGAAGCUACGACGAGGGCGCUGAAGGACCUACCCGUUGACGUCUUCCAGGGGGCCUUCCGGGCAUGGAAAACUCGCCUACAAAAGUGCAUCGAUGCUGAAGGGUAUGCAUGCCUGUACAAAAGAGGUCCACAGCCAGGCUACAUCUUCUUAUUUGAUAUGCAAGGAGUCAAAUUGGGCCACUUAACGCGUGUCAGUUUGUCCUUUCAAAAGGAAAAGCAAAGGUCACUGCGCAAAUUCUUCACCUACAUCCAAGAAGCGUUACCUGUCCGCAUGAAGGAGAUCCACGUCCUCAACACAGAGCCCAUACUUGAUAAACUUUUGCUGCUAAUCAGGCCAUUUAUGGACAAGAAAUUCUUUGAUAUGAUCAAAUUUCACCACAAAGACGAGAAUUUGGAGAAUUUCUACGAAACUGUCAUACCUCGUUCAGCUCUACCUCCAGACUACGGUGGCACUUUAUCCGAUACUCAAACACUUCACAAGAAAUGCAUGCAGUAUUUACAAACAAUAGAGCCUUACUUCGUAGCAGAAGAGGCUCAAAGGCAUGUUGCCAUAGCCUUUAAAAAGGGAGAAAAAGGUUUGGAACGGAAUUUCAAAAAGUUAGACAUAGAUUAAAAUUUACGUUUCCACAAUCCUAAAUUAAAUAGAAUUUUGUG